Arabis nemorensis is the source of this 1431-nucleotide messenger RNA. Lineage: Eukaryota; Viridiplantae; Streptophyta; Magnoliopsida; Brassicales; Brassicaceae. The record is from the annotation of a GenBank genome assembly.
AUGUCAUCCAUGGAGUCACUGAUUCUCCAGCUCCACGAAAUCGGAGCCGUGAAAUUCGGAAACUUCAAGCUCAAAUCCGGAAUCUACUCACCGGUUUACAUCGACCUCCGUUUAAUCGUCUCUUACCCUUCUCUCUUAACACAGAUCUCUCAAACUCUCAUCUCUUCUCUUCCUCCUUCCGCUACCUUCGACGUCGUCUGCGGCGUUCCUUACACCGCUCUUCCAAUCGCCACCGUCGUCUCCGUCUCCAACAACAUCCCGAUGCUCAUGCGCCGCAAGGAAAUCAAAGACUACGGAACUUCCAAAGCUAUUGAAGGAAUCUUCGAGAAGGAUCAGACUUGUCUCAUAAUCGAAGAUCUUGUGACCAGUGGCGCGUCGGUUCUCGAGACGGCGGCUCCGCUUCGUGCGGUUGGGUUAAAGGUUAGUGACGCGGUGGUUCUGAUUGAUAGGCAACAAGGUGGUAGGGAGAAUCUGGCGGAGAAUGGGAUUAAGCUUCAUUCGAUGAUUAUGUUGACGGAUAUGGUUAGGGUUUUGAAGGAGAAUGGGAAGAUUGAAGAAGGUGUGGAAGAGAAUUUGCUUAAGUUUUUGGAGGAGAAUCGUAGGGUUAGUGUACCGAGUGUGGAGAAAUUGAAUGUGAAACCUAGGGUUUUAGGGUUUAAGGAGAGGUCGGAGAUGUCGAAGAAUCCGAUGGGUAAGAAGCUGUUUGAGAUUAUGAUGAAGAAAGAAACUAAUCUCUGUUUAGCUGCUGAUGUUGGAACCGCUGCUGAAUUGCUAGAAAUAGCUGAUAAGGUUGGACCAGAGAUUUGUCUCUUGAAGACUCAUGUUGAUAUUCUGCCUGAUUUCACCUCUGACUUUGGCUCUAAACUCCGUGCGAUUGCAGACAAGCACAAGUUUCUCAUAUUUGAGGAUCGCAAGUUUGCAGACAUUGGUAACACUGUCACAAUGCAGUAUGAAGGAGGCAUCUUUAAAAUAUUAGAGUGGGCUGAUAUUAUAAACGCUCACAUAAUAUCAGGUCCAGGAAUUGUGGAUGGCCUGAAAUUGAAGGGUUUGCCUCGUGGUAAGGGUCUGCUUUUGCUUGCUGAAAUGAGCUCUGCGGGUAACCUUGCUACAGGAGACUACACUGCCGCGGCCGUGAAAAUCGCAGAUGCCCAAUCCGAUUUCGUGAUGGGAUUCAUCUCGGUUAAUCCGGCGUCUUGGAAAUGCGGAUAUGUGUAUCCGUCUAUGAUUCAUGCAACGCCUGGUGUUCAAAUGGUGAAAGGUGGUGAUGCACUUGGUCAACAGUAUAACACUCCACACUCUGUGAUUACUGAGAGGGGAAGUGAUAUUAUCAUCGUAGGACGGGGAAUCAUAAAGGCGGAAAACCCAGCAGAGACAGCUCACGAGUAUCGACUUGAAGGCUGGAAAGCAUACUUGGAGAAAUGCUCUCAGUAG